Molecule: messenger RNA, 2644 nt
Organism: Mercenaria mercenaria
Lineage: Eukaryota; Metazoa; Mollusca; Bivalvia; Venerida; Veneridae
Product: alpha-2Da adrenergic receptor-like
Exons: 1
Coding region: 336-1664 (442 amino acids)
Biological process (GO): neuropeptide signaling pathway
Cellular component (GO): membrane
Molecular function (GO): G protein-coupled peptide receptor activity
Source: RefSeq, a predicted model, not a curated record
GUAUCCUUUUUGGUCGGCAUGAGUAAUUUAAAGUUUAUACGCGGGUGUGUGUUAAAACCUCAAUUGAUAUUAUAUAUCCGUACCGAUAGAUGUCGCUUAAUAUAUUGAAUAAUAGAUAAAUCUACUGACACGAAUAACUUUUGACAAUAUAGAGAGAAAAAAAAAGUUUUUGGAAAUUUACAAUUUUCACGAUUUCUUGCAGUAUAUGAACUCGCUCAUCAAUGAUGAUUUGAUUUCUACGUAAGCCCGGACAUAUACUGACGAAGACGGUGAACAUGAGGAUUUUCACAAACUCUUACAGUCACGAUUGAGACAUUCACCGAAAUCAAAUAAAAAUGGCACUAAACACGACUGUGUUAAAUGGGAGCUUAUCGUUUAAUGAAACCGUGUCGCUUGCAGAAUCAAGAAUGGCAGAGAAAAGGGUGUUGCUUGAGAAAGCAAAUUUGGAGGAGGUGAUCAGACAAGUUCCUCUAAUAAUAUUCAUGCUGUUGAUAUCCGUUCUUGGAAUUCCCGGAAAUGGACUCGUCUGCUACAUUUAUCGCUCAAAGUACAACAUGUCCAGUUCAAGAUGGUUUAUCUUCUUCCUGGCUUCUGUGGACCUUUUGAUAUGUAUAAUUAUAGUGCCAUGUGAAAUAGCGACGCUUUUUCAGCAGCAUAAUUUCACAAACGCGAACUGGUGCAGAUUUUCCGCGUUUUUCAACCUUUUGGCGAUUCUGUCUUUGGGAUUGACCUUAGUGAUUGUGUCUAUUGAUCGAUAUAGGAAAGUUUGCAAACCCUUAGGUUGGCAAAUUCAUUUUGAAAAAGCAAGAAUUUUAAGUAUUAUUGCCGUUGUACUUGCAUUUUUCAUCUCGCUUCCUGUGUUUUCUGUAUACGGUAUACACGAGUUUCAGCUUAAAGGACUUAAUGUGAAUGCAACCGAAUGUUCUUUCCGAAAAGGUUUUGGAGAAUCAAAUCUUGCCUUUAUCUAUGUAAUAUUCGGAAUGAUUCUUUUUACAUGCGCUCUGAUAACUAUUUGUAUUUUGUACUGUUUUAUCGGCGGAGAGAUAAAACAACAUAUAGAAAAAGAAAGGGUGAAAAGACAUCUUAGUUUGACGGCACCGAUGGCAAGAAAAAGUGACCAUAAACGGCUUGAGACGUCAACAUUUUCGAGCAAAAGUGUUCGGUCCAGUGAAACCGCAGUAAAAAAGAAAUCGGUUAAGUUCGGUGACCAACAGACAAUUGUACAGCCUAAGAAGCCGCUCAGAGAACAGUGUGAAGAUAUCUCGAAUGCGGAAAACUCGACCAAAAGCAUGUCUGAAAACGACACGUAUGACUUUGAUAUUCCUAAACGACCAAUGACUAGAGCCCAAAAGACAAAAUCGAAGAAAAUAUGGAGAGCGCGUGCGCGUAAAGCAACACACAGCAUGUUUCUGAUUUCCUUGGCAUUUGUUCUAAGUUAUCUCCCUUUCCUUUGUUUGUUGCUUGCAAGGAGCGUGAAGACGAAUUUUGAUGAGUCGAUGUCUGACGGCUGGAGAGCCGUUUACAAGUUUUUCUUGAGGUCAUAUUUUCUGAACUGUGCGAUAAAUCCAUUUAUUUAUGGAAUGUCAGAUUCAAAAUUUAGACAAAGCUGCAAAGAUGUACUGUACGACAUACGGAAACAGCUGCGGAAAUGUUUCAAGUGUUAAAAAAAGUAUAACAACUACAUUGAAAAAAAACAUGAGAGAACCUCCCUUUAGGAACAUUUGGUAGAAGAUCUAUAUACUCGUACUGUUUAAGACAUUAUCUGUUGAAUGAAAUGUAACGACAAAGUGCAAAUAAGUACGGUGGUAUGUUUAGGCCACGCAUUUUUUAAAGAUUAAAUUUAUCUUGGCGUACGAUAUCUUAUCUCGUGCGCACGUCAUCUUAUCUCGAGCGCUCGAGAUCUUAUCUCCUGCGUUCGACAGCUUAUCUCAUGCGCACGACAUCUUAUGUAUUGCGCUCGAGAUAAGAUGUCGUGCGCACUAGAUAAAAUGUCAUGCGUCCGAGAUAGGAUGUCGUGCGCUCGAGAUAAGAUGUCGUGCGCACGAGAUAAUUUAAUCUUUAAAAAAUAAAUGCAUGACCUUAAUAUACCACCGUACAUAAGGGAUAUUUACAUACAUUUAACAAAUUUUCUAACCGGCUACGUUUAACUCGAAAAUACUAUUUGAAUGUUCGAAUUUUUAUGGAGACUGCAAAUGAACAUUUGCAGGCCGAGAUUAUUUUAUCGCUGAAUGGAUUAAAAGUGUCAAAUUUUUCGUAAAAUCACAUGUUUGUUGUAUGAUAUUACAGUUUAUAGAGCAUCAUUUACUGCAACAAUACGGAGUAUUUUGAAAUGUAAAAGUUUCAAAUCACUGCCCUUUUAUACAGAAGUUUGAAAGUUCAGUUGACGUAUAUGUACAAAAAAAUACUGCCUGUAAACACUGCAUAAAUGUUCCCGGAAGAAGCAAAAAUAUUACGAGAAAUAUCAGGAAUGUUUGUAUUGCUAUAUACUGAUAGUAACUGAUUUCUUCCAAUCAUCGGUGUCCCAGUAAUACAUGUUGUAACUGAUCUUAUCAUCCGGGUUUCCAUUCAUGUAUAAUGGUAUAUAUAUUCAUUGUACUCUUAAAUGGUUGCUAUGGCUUUGCAAAAUUAAACCUUUCUGAUUUAA